GACUGGAGAUUCAGACUUGGGUGGUGAUAUCUCAUCCCGCUCGCAAGACUCCGAUGAAAACAGUCCAUCUGGAGACCUGAAGUUUGAUGACCGUCAAACAUCACCAGACGCCCACGACGAGUCUCCUCCACAGUCGGAAGCAGCAAGCACUCAAGCUCCAGGAACAGGAGCAGCGGAGGAAGGCGUCAGCGACAGCUGUGAAGACGAAGCAUCUGGCGAUGCCGCGGCAGCAGCUCCAAAAGCAGCAGCAGAUGAAGAGGAUUACGACUCCGGCAGGAACUGCGGCCAUUUUGUUUAUGACGUUGUACGUAGUGAUCAAGAGAGUACCGUGACCAAUGCCAAGGCCACAAGCGCCGAGCCGCACGAUGCUCAUGCAGCUGCUGGAGAAUUAGCUGAGAAACAUAAAGUGGAAAGGCAAGGGCGUGCGAGAUGGAUAGGACCGCUGGCUGGCCCCUUGGAAACUACUGGCAAGGAGAAAGCUGGCGUAGCAGCAAAACCUGACGUGGCAGCAAACCCACCAGCAGCACAAGCAGCGGAUGAGACUGCUGCCAGCAGUUCAGAGGCACCUGAACCUGAAAAGGGUAGGCGCCACUUCACGAAGUUGGCCUUGGGGGAUUCGAAUUCUCCCCAUUAUAGAGAUCUUUGA
Eimeria necatrix is the source of this 646-nucleotide messenger RNA. RefSeq lists its product as hypothetical. The transcript has 2 exons. NCBI's taxonomy places the organism in Eukaryota, Apicomplexa, Conoidasida, Eucoccidiorida, Eimeriidae. The annotation marks the transcript as partial. The record is from RefSeq and is a predicted model, not a curated record.